UUGCUAGCGCGAUGUUGAAAAAAUACUCCAGCCAGAUGCUUUCGCGAUAACGAAACUAUAAAUUGAGCCAGGUGUAUGAGCGGCACUUAAUUUUUUCCCGGUCACGCAAUGAAUCAGUCGUUUGUUAUUCUGCUCCUCGCGGUUGCUUCUUGCACCGCGUUCGUCGUCGACCCCAGAAUCGUCAACGGCACGGAUGCCAGCGAAGGCGAAUUCCCGUACGUCGUUUCUCUGAGAUACAACCUGAGCCACGUGUGCGGGGCGUCCAUCCUCAGCGACAGGUUUAUCUUGACGGCCGCGCACUGCGUCUACUACAUCGUCCCAGGGGUGGCGGCGGAUCCGUAUCUAUUUUCCAUCCAGUACGGUUCCGUGAGCAUCUCGGCGACAGACGAGAGGAGCGUAGACGUCGAGAAGAUCACGAUAGCGGCGUUCGACAUGGAAAAACAAAUCUACGACGUCGCCGUGCUCAAGCUCGUCAGCCCGCUGCCAAACGACGGUUUGUGGGAACCGGUGAAGCUGGGACGCGAUUUCGACGCGUCCUCUCAGCACAGCGGCGUCAUCGUCGGCUGGGGAAGGCUGUGGGAUAACGGGCGGUCCCCGACGGUACUUCAAAAAUUGGACGUAUCGACCUAUACCAGCGCCAUCUGCGGCGAAUAUUACAACAAUUCGCACCACAUAUGUUUGGGCGCCAGCCCCGGGGGUGCCUGUAGCGGCGACUCGGGCACUGCUCUGGUGGUCGACGGCGCACAGGUCGGCAUCGCCUCCUUCAUAACGAGCUCCUGCGGCGUCUCCGGGCCAAACUCGCCCAACGUGUACUCGAGGGUGCCCUUCUAUUACGACUGGAUCCUCGAGAAUUCGGCGAACUGAGCGAAAUAAAACGUUUUU
Messenger RNA from Cylas formicarius (sweet potato weevil), 882 nucleotides. RefSeq names its product chymotrypsin-2-like. Gene Ontology annotation, biological process: proteolysis. Gene Ontology annotation, molecular function: serine-type endopeptidase activity. Bases 109 to 864 code for a protein of 251 amino acids. The transcript has 7 exons. The record is from RefSeq and is a predicted model, not a curated record. NCBI's taxonomy places the organism in Eukaryota, Metazoa, Arthropoda, Insecta, Coleoptera, Brentidae.